UAGGUGCUGGUGGUGUAGUGGUGGGAGGAAGUGACCCACAUUAGGCUCUUUAUUUAAACAUACCUGCUAUAAUGAACCAGCAUCUCUGGAGCAAAUCAUUCACAGACUUCAGCUUCAGGACAGAAGAUGCAGUGGCUGUCAGUGUUUCGCUAUACAGUAUAGAUGAACUGCAUUAAAACCUGACCAAUGGGCAGAAUAUGCAAUGUGAGAAAAAAAGACACUCCCUCUUUCAGGUUUCACUUCCUCAAGAACAAAGUUCAGUUAGGUCGGCAUGAAAAACUGAAACAGAAAAACAUGAACUUGAACGCUUCUAGAAAUCCAACAAAGCUAAAGUUUUCCUAAGAUCAUAUUCCGUUUGAGCUGAUUAGAGGAUUUCGAUUUGCACAGUGUUGUCUGCUAGUGCUGAAGGAGAAGUAACAUGUUUAAGGAAAUGCUCAGUUCCAUAAUCAGAACUGUCUUCUUCUUUUUUUCUUUUGUUUCAAAAAUAUCUUGACAAGAUGUCAUUGGGGAAGCUAAAUUAGAGCGUUUUGUCAUGGAGGAAGAACUAGAACCACAUGACACCAAGGCAGUGGACGCUAAAGAAGAAGUUUCUUCAGCUCCUGAAGGUUCCUCGCCUCAGCAGGAGAAGUCUUCCAGUAAUGCUGCAGAGGCAGGUGUGGGUUUUAGCGCCUCCUGUCUGACCACAGCUGAACUGCAGCAGCACUGGAGAGCCGUUAAGCAGGAGUUCAGAAGCGUUAAACUUCUGUUUGACAUCCCUACAACGCGAAUCAUCGAUCAGAAAAUCUCCAAAUAUGUGGUGUACCAGGUUGUGGUGAUCCGCUCAGGUAGUUACGACUGUGAGCGAGUAGCUAUCGAGCGACGCUACUCAGACUUCCUCCACCUUCAUCAGGAGCUCCUGCUGGACUUCAGCGAGGAAAUGGAGGACAUUGUGAUGCCCAGGAAGAAAAUGACACGCAACUUCUCAGAGGAGAACAUCGCUGAGCGGCGCGUUGCCCUCAGAGACUAUCUUACUCAGCUGUACUCCCUCCGUUGUGUCCGAAAAUCACAGGCGUUUCUAGCGUUCUUUACUCAUAAGGAAUUAAAAACUUCAUAUGACCUCCUGCGUGGGGGUCGCUUUUCCAGGGCCCUUGAGGGCCUUCAGAAAGUGUUGGUACUUCAGGAAAAACUCUCUUCUCACAACCCUAUUUUGGUGGUACCAACCUUGUGUGCCAUACUGGUGUGCCAAAGGGAUCUAGAAGACUUUGACGCAGCAUUUCAAACUGGCAGAAGAGCUCUGCCCACGGUGAGACGAUACGAGCUCCGGCAGUAUCAAGGGCCCCUGCUGGAGGCUCUUGUUGAUUUGGGCUACAGUCUUGGGCUGCCAGUGGCCCAGUUACAGGAGGAGCUGACCAGAAUACAAGACUCUCCAAAUGGGCUGGUGUCAGACAUGUCCCUUAAAGAACUGGUGGUGCAAGAGUUUGUAUAAUCCGAAACACCUGCAAUGUCGUUGUGUUUACUAUAAUCAUUAUUUGAUUAAUUCCCUAAUCCGAAAUAUUCAACUUCAGAGAGUUAACAGAAUAAUGAUUCUUACCUGAAAUAAUUUUUUUCCUAAAAAGAGUCCAGAAUUUCAUAGGGACAAAUGGCGUUUUUCCAUGGCAUGGUACGGCACGGCUCAGCUUGGUUUGAGUUUUCACUGAAGUUUAGUAUCGCUUUAGAUUGGGUAGGAUUAUUCCAAUGACGCUAUAGCUGCACCGCCUCGACUGGCAUGACUCCUUAAAAAGCCUUUCAUUCCAUGUCGCCCCAUUAAGCUCUCACUGGAUCUGCACCUUGGCUAUCAAUGAGAGGAAUGUCUGUACUUCCUCAACAGACCAUGAAACAGCCAUGUUGCGUUUGUUUCUUCGCGGGCUGUGCUGAUUUAAAUUUAGCGGGUCUGUUGUGUUUCCUGUCGCAAGUUUAAUGACGCAGGUAGGGACGAUUCUCUCCAGCCAAUCAAUGAACAGCAGAGUUUACACGUCAUGUUUUGGUAAUGGUACAGUUCACUUUGAACUUCAACCGAGGUGGUACUGAAAAAGUACCAGGUACCAGGUACUGUACCCAGUGGAAAACCCCCCAAAGGUGAACCGUAUCGUGCCGUACCAUGCAGUGGAAAAGCGCCAUUAGUGUGGACUGUCAUGACUUGGACCAUAAGAAACCAUCCAAUCACCCAGAAAAAAACACAUAACAUUAUGUCUCAUCCACACAUCAGUUCCCGAACACUGUAGACAUGAGGAAAGCCUGCUUUGACUUGGGAGAAUGUGAGUGUUCAACUGUAUUUAUGUUUUCAUGAGCCAUGUUCUUUUAUCUCAUAUUUCCGUUUGGAUUUAAUUGCACAUAUUUUACAUUCAUCUUGGAUAAUUGUGCAACUGUGAAAUU
Molecule: messenger RNA, 2391 nt
Organism: Carassius carassius (crucian carp)
Lineage: Eukaryota; Metazoa; Chordata; Actinopteri; Cypriniformes; Cyprinidae
Product: sorting nexin-20-like
Exons: 5
Coding region: 533-1465 (310 amino acids)
Biological process (GO): protein transport
Cellular component (GO): early endosome membrane
Molecular function (GO): phosphatidylinositol phosphate binding
Source: RefSeq, a predicted model, not a curated record